Hemicordylus capensis (graceful crag lizard) is the source of this 12545-nucleotide messenger RNA. RefSeq names its product attractin like 1 (gene ATRNL1). Gene Ontology annotation, molecular function: protein binding. Bases 1257 to 5426 code for a protein of 1389 amino acids. Lineage: Eukaryota; Metazoa; Chordata; Lepidosauria; Squamata; Cordylidae. Gene Ontology annotation, cellular component: Golgi apparatus. The record is from RefSeq and is a predicted model, not a curated record. The transcript has 28 exons.
UAGUUGUGCUCUGAAGCUCCCAGCCUCCCUGCAAAGCUAUAGAAGAGGCUAGAGAAACAGCAGCAAGCCCCUUUUGUCUUUCUUUAAAAUAAAAUAAAUAAUAAUAAUAAGACAGACGAAGCAGGAGAGACAUUCCUCUUGAGCCCGACGCCGUCAGUGUCAAAGGGUUCAUUUUGAGGCGGCUGGGACAGCAACUUCCGAAGGGCGGGCGGGAAAGAACCAGCCUGACUCUGCGCUUCCCCUCGACUUCUAGUAGUGGCCAGAAGUGGACUGUAGUCUCCAUCCUUUUCCAGUGCAGUUGCUCCAACAGCAACCAGUAUCUUCAGCUGGCGAGUGAGUCGUUCGCCUCUGCCUGGCUGUGGGGAUUCCUCCAGAGAGGAGCCGCCGCCGCUCACAUUGGCUGAGUGAGGAGGGGCUUGGCAGUAAAAGAAAGGGACGAAUCUAAAUAGACCCUGCGGAGCGGGAGGGGGAAGAAGGAAGAGGAGAGAUUCAGCUCACCACCAGCCGCUUCUGAAAGCAGAUUACAAUUAGCCUUUUAAAAAUGGCUGCUUUCAAACUGUCAGCUGAGGCAGAAGAGGACUUUUGAGUCUCCCGUUUUAAGGGAGCAAGAGAGACAAGGAGUGCCUGUUCCCCCCGCCAGCUCAGGCCCACUUGGGUUGGAAUGCUGGAAGGGCUCCCGGGCGGGGGGACUCUGGAGCUUUCCUCUCAGUGCCUGCUUGAAGAAGCAUCACCUCCACCGCCGUCCUUGCCCUGCUGUUGCUGCUUAAGAGGACGAGCCGCACAGAACAGAGCGGGGAGAGGCGAAGAACGGAGAAGCCACAUUAUUCUGUGCGGUUAGGGGGGGAUGUACAAGGUCAGGAGCCCGUCUUCCGUUCGUGGAAGACGGGGGCAAUGAGCCCUGAGGAAGAGGAGGAGGAGGGACGGCUGCUGCGGGCGGCGUUUUACCUGGGGGAUAAACAGGAGGAGCUGUGAGGAUAAUUGGCAAGGGAGGAAAAGCAGCACUUGGAGGACUUCCCCCCCGCCUCCCUUAGCGGAAUUAGCUAAUCCUCUUCAGGACACAUCUUCCCAGCCUGUUCGUGUUUCUGUGAAGACCCGCUCUGUUUCUUCGUUACCCCUGCUGAGCUCGCUCUGAUCCUGACGCGGGGGAAUGUGUGUGGAGUGGUGGGGAUUGCUUUCAUCCUUGUCCGAUCUGCACAAGGAACUGGGUUAAUCUCUUUUCCCACCCCCAGCCCAGCUCUUCAGAGAGCUGGUUGCGGAUGUGCUCUGUGGCAAAGAUGCUGGGGAAAGUCCUGCGCAGGAUGGGAGGCCCUCCUGUGAUCCUUGGCGCCUGGAGACCCUUUUCUUGUUCCUCGUGCUGCUUCUCUUCCUUCCUGGAUAUGAACAACUGGCUGCUCUUCUAUGGAUUAUUGUACCUGGUGCUCUAUGCCCAAGUCUCCCAGUCAAAACCUUGCGAAAGAACCUCCUGCUUCUCGGGUCGAUGUGUCAAUUCCACCUGCCUCUGUGACCAAGGCUGGGUAGGGGAUCAAUGCCAGCACUGCCAAGGCAGGUUCAAGUUAACUGAACCUUCUGGAUAUUUAACAGAUGGACCAAUAAAUUAUAAAUACAAAACUAAAUGUACAUGGUUAAUUGAAGGAAGUCCUAAUUCAGUUUUAAGAUUGAGGUUUAAUCAUUUUGCUACAGAAUGUAGUUGGGACCAUAUGUAUGUUUAUGAUGGAGAUUCAAUAUAUGCACCUUUAAUAGCUGUAUUUAGUGGUCUUAUAGUUCCUGAAGUACGUGGAAAUGAAACUGUACCUGAAGUAGUUACUACAUCUGGCUAUGCAUUGCUACACUUUUUUAGUGAUGCUGCUUAUAAUUUAACCGGAUUUAAUAUUUUUUUCUCAAUUAAUUCAUGUCCCAAUAAUUGCUCAGGGCAUGGAAAGUGCACAACUAGUAUUUCCAUUCCAAACCAGGUGUAUUGUGAGUGUGACAAAUAUUGGAAGGGAGAAGCCUGUGAUAUUCCUUACUGUAAAGCUAAUUGUGGAAGUCCUGAUCAUGGCUACUGUGAUUUAACAGGAGAGAAACUCUGCGUGUGCAAUGACAGCUGGCAAGGUCCCGAUUGUUCGUUGAAUGUUCCUUCCACAGAGUCUUAUUGGAUUCUACCUAAUGUGAAGCCAUUUAGUCCAUCUGUAGGCCGAGCUUCCCACAAGGCAGUUCUACAUGGAAAGUUUAUGUGGGUUAUUGGUGGAUAUGCUUUUAAUUACAGUACAUUCCAAAUGGUAUUAAACUAUAAUUUGGAAAGCAGCAUCUGGAAUGUAGUACCUGUAUCGAAAGGACCUCUUCAGAGAUAUGGACACACUAUUGCUUUAUAUCAGGAUGACAUUUACAUGUAUGGAGGCAAAAUAGAAACAAAUACCGGGAAUGUCACUGAUGAAUUAUGGAUUUUCAACAUCCCCAGCCAGAUUUGGAGUCCCAGAAUUCCAGCAGUACUUGUUCAUGGCCAGCAAUAUGCAGUUGAGGGUCACUCUGCACAUAUAGUGGAGCUGGAUAGCAGGGAUGUUGUCAUGGUCGUGAUUUUUGGGUAUUCUGUGAUAUAUGGCUAUACAAGCAGCAUACAGGAGUACUAUAUCAGGUCAAAUUCUUGGCUUGUGCCAGAAACAAAAGGAGCAAUUGUCCAAGGUGGAUAUGGCCAUACCAGUGUCUAUGAUGGUACAACAAAAUCCAUUUAUGUUCAUGGUGGAUACAAAGCAUUGCCUGGUAAUAAAUAUGGAUUGGUUGAUGAUUUUUACAGAUAUGAAGUUAACACUAGGACCUGGACCAUUUUGAAAGAGAGUGGUUUUGCAAGGUAUCUCCAUUCGGCUGUACUAAUCAGUGGAGCUAUGCUAAUUUUUGGUGGAAACACUCAUAAUGAUACUUCUCUGAGUAAUGGUGCAAAGUGUUUUUCUGCUGAUUUUCUGGCCUAUGACAUAGCUUGUGACGAAUGGAAAAUUCUUCCAAAACCUAACCUUCAUCGUGAUGUGAACAGAUUUGGUCACUCUGCAGUUGUCAGCAAUGGGUCCAUGUAUAUAUUUGGAGGCUUUUCAAGCGUUCUGCUAAAUGACAUCCUUGUGUAUAAACCUCCCAACUGUGAAGCAUUCAGGGAUGAAGAGUUUUGUAAAAAUGCUGGGCCAGGAUUAAGGUGUUUAUGGGACAAAAAUCACUGUGCAUCAUGGGAGUCUGGACAUACUAAUAUCAUUCUUAGGGCAAAGUGUCCCAGAAAAAUAGCCGCAGCAGAUGACAGAUGUUACAGAUAUGCAGACUGUGCCAGCUGUACUGCCAAUACCAAUGGCUGUCAAUGGUGUGAUGACAAGAAAUGUAUUUCAGCAAACAGUAACUGUAGUGUGUCAGUGAAAAACUACACCAAAUGUCACGUACGAAAUGAACAGAUCUGUAAUAAGCUGACUAGCUGUAAAAGCUGUUCACUAAACCUCAACUGCCAGUGGGACCAGCGACAGCAAGAAUGCCAAGCUUUGCCAGCUCAUCUGUGUGGAGAAGGGUGGAAUCAUGUUGGAGAUGCCUGCCUCCGUAUAAACUCUAGUCGUGAAAACUAUGACAAUGCCAGACUUUAUUGCUAUGGCUUAAAUGGGAUCCUUGCUUCAUUAACAACCUCAAAAGAAGUAGAGUUUGUUUUGGAUGAAAUACAGAAGUAUACUCUACAGAAAAUAUCGCCAUGGGUGGGUCUACGCAAGAUAAACAUCUCCUACUGGGGAUGGGAUGACAUGUCUCCCUUUACGAACACGACAUUGCAGUGGCUCCCUGGAGAACCGAAUGACUCCGGAUUCUGUGCCUAUCUUGAAAGGGCAGAGGUUGCAGGUCUGAAAGCAAAUCCAUGCACAGCUAUGGCUGAUGGCCUUGUAUGUGAAAAGCCUGUUGUUAGUCCAAAUCAGAAUGCUAGACCUUGCAAAAAGCCAUGUUCCUUAAGGACAACGUGUUCCAACUGCACAAGCAGCGGCAUGGAGUGCAUGUGGUGUAGCAGUACAAAACGAUGCGUUGACUCAAAUGCCUACAUAAUCUCCUUUCCAUAUGGGCAGUGUCUAGAGUGGCAGACUACCACCUGCUCUCCUCAAAACUGCUCCGGCUUGAGGACUUGUGGACAGUGUCUGGAACAUCCAGGAUGUGGAUGGUGCAACGAUCCCAGUAACACAGGCAAAGGCCAUUGCGUGGAAGGGUCUUCAAGGGGGCCAAUGAAGUUCAGUGGCAUUCAUUCUGCUGAAAUGGUUCUUGACAACAAUCUUUGUCCCAAAGAGAAAAAUUAUGAAUGGUCUUUUAUCCAGUGCCCAGCUUGCCAGUGCAAUGGACAUAGUACCUGUGCUAAUGGCAAUGUCUGUGAUCAGUGCAAAAACCUAACCACAGGAAAACAAUGUGAAACGUGUAUGCCAGGCUAUUAUGGGGAUCCAACUAAUGGAGGGCAAUGUACAGCUUGCACAUGCAGUGGACAUGCAAAUAUUUGUCACAUGCAAACAGGAAAAUGCUUCUGUACAACUAAGGGGAUCAAAGGAGACCAGUGUCAACUCUGUGAUUCUGAAAACAGGUACCUUGGUAAUCCUCUCAGGGGAACAUGUUACUAUAGCUUACUGAUUGACUACCAGUUUACCUUCAGCUUGUUACAAGAAGAUGACCGUCAUCACACUGCCAUAAACUUCAUUGCAAAUCCCGAACAGUCAAACAAAAAUUUGGACAUAUCAAUUAAUGCAUCAAACAACUUUAACCUGAAUAUCACUUGGUCUAUUGGCUCUACAGCUGGAACAAUAUCUGGAGAAGAAGUUCCUGUCGUUUCAAAGGCCAACAUCAAGGAAUACCGAGAUAGCUUUUCCUGUGAAAAGUUCAACUUCAGGAGCAACCCAAAUAUCACUUUUUAUGUAUAUGUCAGCAACUUUUCAUGGCCAAUCAAAAUACAGAUUGCAUUUUCACAGCACAACACCAUCAUGGACCUGGUGCAGUUUUUUGUCACAUUCUUCAGUUGCUUUUUGUCAUUGCUGUUGGUGGCUGCCGUCGUGUGGAAAAUAAAGCAAACCUGCUGGGCUUCUCGACGAAGAGAGCAACUUAUGCGGGAGCGACAGCAGAUGGCCAGCCGUCCCUUUGCUUCUGUGGACGUAGCACUGGAAGUAGGAGCUGAGCAAACAGACUUGCUACGAGGGCCAUUAGAGGAAAAUUGCAUGAGAGAAACUGAAGUUGUUCCUGUGAUUUGCUGUGACUCUUCCCCCGAUAACUUUGACUCAGCCGCUGGAGAAUUGCCUUGGUCCUACCCUGCUAACUCAGGCCCAGCACUUCAUCGGCGAUCCCAGCUGGCAACAUUUGAUACCCUCCAUAACAACUUGGAGACUGGAGUGUCAUUUCGAGAUGGACAUGACUUAGCUACAACUCAUGAUUGUACCCAUUAUUCAGCUGAAACUGAUAAGGGAGCGGAAUAAUGAAUGGUGGGAGUGCAUCAGCUAUGUUGACUGUGACUGUAACUUUACUGAACAAUCUAACCUGACUUCACAUGACAUACUAUGUUGUGUUACACACAGAAGACCUGGGAGGGCUACAGUGGGAAAUGAAAUCAUAUAUGUUAAACCAUGUUAGGAAUUGCCCUGAGGAAAUGUUACCUAGGGCCUCUACCAUCUGACACCCGAGGAAUAUCUGUGGAUAUUCCAUGGAAUAAACACUCACAUUUUUGGUAAUUUCCUGGGCUUACAUCAUCACCCUGCCCAUGACCUGCAGGGUGAUAGGCUUAGGCAGGUAGAUGCACACCUUCCAGUUCACCUGGAGCCUAUGUCUGUUUGAUUCAGGCUCACCAUUGACAUUUCAAGGGCAGAUAUUAGGGUAUAAUACCUUAAGAAUCAUUAUACCUUGAAGGCCUUUGGCCUAGUCAUCCCAAAAAGGAAUGGCCACACUCCUAGAAAGACUUGGCACUACAGCAGGGGCUUUGAGUGCCUAUGACAGUGAAUCACUUGCUCUGAGGCAUGCCAGCACCUCAGCCUUGAACCUUUCAGUGACCUGAGAUUACUGGACCUAGGAGCCUUGUCUGGGCAAGCAUUAUCCUCCAGUUAGAAAUACUGGGUGGUCUGCCAUGAGCCCAUGUGAGCUCAGGGUGAUAUCAAUAAUAAGAUAGACAAUAUGCUGAAUAUAAUCACCUGCUUAUAGUGGAAUCGAGCAGUAAUUACAAAGUAAGCAAAAUGAAAAUAGAAUUUGGAAGCUUACAAUAUACUCUUUGGCAGAAUUGGAUUAGACCCUACAGCUUUAUUUAUUUUUUAUUUUAUUUAUUUUUUCUAUUUCUAUACCGCCCUUCCAAAAAUGGCUCAGGGCGGUUUACACAGAGAAACAAAUAAAUAAGAUGGACACCUGCCUCCAAAGGGCUCACAAUCUAAAAGUAACAUAAGAUAGACACCAGCAACAGUCACUGGAGGUACUGUGCUGGGGGUGGAUAGGGCCAGUUACUCUCCCCCUGCUAAAUAAAGAGAAUCACCACAAUAAAAGGUGCCUCUUUGCCAAGUUGGCAGGCUUUGAAUGGGAUUCUACUGUCGCAUGCUCUAGGCACGAUAGUGUGGGGACAAAAGCAAAAUGUCUGAUUGCCCCUUUACCACACAUUGUAGAUUCUCAAAUGUGAAUGCUCAGAUUUUAUGGAACAUAUAUUACCUCAGCUAAUCAUAUGAGGGAAAGGAUGCAAGCACUGGCCUUCGGGUAAGGUGUGCCCCCUAAAUGCAGGCAUGUAUGGAGGGUGAACCUACCACCAUAACCAAGGAGAAUGUGAGUGGCACCCUUGCCCAUUUAACCUUGUUUUGAUAUAAGGGAUUGGCUGGACUCAAGUAUGUGUAAUAUUGAAUCAUUUUAUUUAUUUAUUUAUUUAGUAAAUUUAUAUACCUCUCCAUACAAAAAAAGUUCCAGGGUGGUAUAUAAAUCAUGUCAUUCAAUAGAAUGGCACAGAUAUUACCUGACCACCGGUUAGUGCCUGUACAACCUGUGUGAUAGACAUUUAUGAACCUGUCACUAGACUACAUGUUCAGCCCAGCAUAAAAGGCAUUGGCAGCCUCACUAGAAGGUUAAUUUUCCUUCCUGUUCUGUCCAUUAUGAGGUUCUCACUGCCAUCCUGCAAAACAGAACAUUGUUGGUAGGAAAUCUUCAAAAAGAUUUGGAGCCUUUCAGCUGCAAAGCUUGUAUGGUAGUAUCAUCCGUCCUGUUGUAUAACUAUUUUACCUAUAGCAUAUAUAUAUAUAGAACUUAUAUCCAUAAGCAGCCUAGUUCAUAUGGUAUUGUAGAGCCAUGGUGAUUUCCUGUCACAGACAAGGAGUGGACUGUAGUGACAUGGGAGGGAGCGAUCCACUUGUGCAAGAUCAUUGUAUAUGAGGAGGGAAAGUUUAGUGUCUGUGUUGGGAUCUAAGCCAUGAAAUGUAGUGUAUGCAUGUGCCAAUCCCUGUGUAGAAGGCACAAGACAGCCAACUUGUGUGAGAGUUAGUGGCCUGUAUAAAACAGUCUCUCUCCCUCUCAUCUGUGCUUGAGCCCCUUGUUUUAGUUAGUGAUAUAAUUAACUGCAUUGCCUUAUCAGUGUUCUGUGUGAGAAUCUUGCUCAUUAUACUAUCUUUCUGUUGGCUAUGCUUUGCUCAUGCAUAUCUAUUCGCCAGCAAGUGAAGGUUAUUUGUAAUAAACUAUAAAAGGUUGCCUCUUUAGAAUGCUAAUUGGAUCUCACCAUCAACUAGCAUGCAAGUGCCUUGGAUCAAUACUAAGAGCCACAUCCCCUACUGAAAUGGGAUCCCCAAUAGUAGGGAUGUACACGACCAGCUCAGGGUAGCCAGCAGUGGGGUGGGGAGCGGUUGCCUUAAAAAGCAGGUAAGAAGCUCAUUAACUGCUCAUCCCCGCCCCACCACUGUUCCGGUGGCAUUGCCUGCUCUCCAAGACGCUGCGUGUGGCUGCGGUGCUGUUCCCUGCAGCCUCCACACAGCAUCUGCACACACAUGGAUCUCAUUGCUGUUAAAGAGAAGAACAGCACACUAGUGGAGAACUGGGUUUUGUGGUAGCAAGCAUAAAUUUUUGCUAAGUAGGAUCUACCCUGGUAUGCAUUUGAAUAGGAGACUACCUCUGAGUACUGUAAGAUAUCUUAAAAAAACACCUGGAAAUUCAGUAAUCCAAAAAUCUUAGUUUAAAAUUAGAGUUAAGAUGCUUUUCAUUUUCAUUUGUGUUUUAAAAAGAAUGGAACUUGCAAGUUAAGGUGCCCAUCUUAACUUCUGUGCUGUAUAAGCUGUAAAGACUUUGUACAGUCUGUUAUUUGAUGAUGGCUUUAGAAAUGAGGCUCUAUGCAAACAAACUUUCACGAUCAGUGAGACCCGGUUUCUUCGAGUGCGUGAGGAGAGCGCGCUAAGCCUGCUCUCCCUGCAGAUGAGCGGGAGGGAGCCCUGGGCAGCCGGAUCGGCCACCACAUGAUUGCUGGCUCCGUGACGGAGCUGGCGGGGGCUGGGGGAGCAGGGACUGAUCGGCCCCCACAAGCUCCAGCAUGCCCUGCACAAGCGCGCAGGGCAUGCUGGCUUGUCGCCUCCCCUCCAGGGGUCUCCUCGUGAGUAGCCGCGGUGCGGAGCAGCUACUCACGAUCCGAUAGCCCAGGUUUGCAGAGCGCUCGCUCCGCAAACCCGGACUAAGGGGCGGGCUACUUGAGCAGGUUAGCCACUCAAGAACCACCAGGAUCUCAGCCGAGCCCGGUGGUUCUCAUGAUUGAAGAAAAUCAGGCUAGAGGAGGCUAGCCCGAUUUUCUUCAAUCCUGAGUAUAGCCUCUUUGCCUUGAUCUUUCAGUAGGACAUUGGGCUAGGGAGGGAUGCAUCCAGGCAGACAUUUAACAGGUGCAGUUUCCCUAAUCAUUUCCUAGAGAUGCCACUGAUGAAUUUCUGCCUGAUGCAUCUCUGAUCAAGGCAAAGUGUGGUGCAUGGAGUCUCAUCAUAUACCAGACUGUACAGCUUAUAUGGUGCAGAAGUUAAGAUGGGCACCUUAACUUGCAAUACGAUUCUUUUUAGGGCAUGAGUGAACAGCGGGGGCGGGGAGGAGCAGGUAAGAAGCUCCUUACCUGCUUUUUAAGGGAACUUCUCCCCAUCCAUCUGAGAGUGUUUGAAUGCCAGCUCCUGAGCUGGUUUGGCGUUUCCCAAAUUAUUAAAUUUGAGCUAUGCCCUGUGGGCUAGCUCAAGGGACAGCACAGUCUCUGAAACCUUAACAAUCAGCCCCUGGAAGAAUUUUGAAUAGUUCUUUUCAGUGUCCAGAAAUUAGACAAAGGAUGGGUGAAAUUUUGAAGAGGCAUUCAAAGGACACCAAAUAAUGAAGGUGCUUUAUAGUGACACUGAAACAAAAUACAUUGUAUAUCUCCAGUCUAGGUAGUAGUAUGUGUGUGUCUCCCUCCACCAAACCCAUUUGCAAGCUCUUCCUGUUUGAAGCAGAAUACACAUAGUUAGAAAAUAAGUUUCAUUUACCAGCUGACCUUCAGCAUUCAUCCUCCCUGCUUCUGCGGUGACACAUGCAUUUUGUUUGGAGCUGGCUAAAAGAGGCUUUAUAGAAAGAAUGGCUUACUUAAAACAAACCUGAAUGAAUGGUGAUCGACUGGUGAAAACUGGCUUUCUCUUUGCCUUUCACAAAACCUAGUGAAAUGUAAAGCCCAUUUGCUUUUUUUAAAUGUACCACUUUUCACAGAGCUCUUCCUAUCUCUUAAUUUAUCUCAACUGUGAGCUGUGAGCUGUUCCAGUACUCAUCUGACAAAUGCUUUUGUUGUUCUAUUUGUUUGCAGCUUGUAUUAGACUCAUCUAAAGAUGUCAACCUCUGUUCUCAUUCUCUUAACAUUCAUAACAUCUUCUAUCUCCAGUGUCUAGUUUUAACAAUUGUAUAUUUUUCCUUCUUUGGAACGUAUGGACUGAUUUGACAAAUCUGUCAGUACCUUUUGUUGAAGCAGAUUCUAACAGUCAGUGUAAUAAUGAUAAGCUGUUACCUUUCAAGAAAAAGUGUUAAAUAUAUAUAUAAUGGAUUUGUCAGAACCUGGGAUUAUGUUCAUUUUCCCCAGCAUGCUGUCUGCUUUCUUAACAUUUUAUACCAGGUACAAGUACAAUUAGCCUGUACGAUCUGUGGCUAUUAGAAACAUUUAAAAGUUUUGUACAUUAGUGCGUUAAAGUUUUCUAACCCAUUGCAUGCGAUUAAUGAAAUAGUCAGCUUCUUGCUUUGUUGAUUAUAGGGCAGUGUUUUUUAUGUCACUGUAACAGAAUGAUUGAUCUGUUUCAAGAGGAAAAAUCAAAUUUAAUGCAUGUGCUUUCUUCUAUAUGUUAUACCUGUUAGUAUUUUUUUAGAAAUUGGUGUAUUUUGUGCAUAUGUAGAUUAUAAAAAUCUACAUAUUUUAAAAGGAGGCUAUAGAUUUUAAUACAUACAUUUUAUAGAAUACUGUUGAAGUUGAAACUUCAUUUCAAGAAGCACUGGGCUUUGUUUAACUCUAUAUUUUUUAGUAUCCAAGUUACUCAACCAGACUUUUGCUUAAUUAAUAACUAUAGGAUAUGAGGCAGUUCCAGUGCUGCUUUUUCUAUUAACUUGCAAUUUCCUUUAGGAAAUGAGUAAACAGGGGAGGGGGGUGGGGUGGCUGCUGCAAAUAAAUGUGGCACAACUGUGAAUUGCCAAAAUUCAUUUGAAUUGAACUAUGAAAAAUGCCUAAAUCAAUUCUAAAGUUGAAUGCCUUAACUGAUCUGAGAUGCUGUGUUUUUGUUUUUGUUUUAAGUGGGGAUUGGGAGUGAGAGGGAAAGAUGCAGAAUUUGCUGGGUCACAACUCUGAUUCUUGUUGCUCCAGAAAGUAAAUGCUUGAGAUGAGGUACAGUAUACAACCCACUCUCCUAGCACAACAUCAAACGCCAUGAUAUUGCACUCAUUACAAGGCUAAUCUAACAGGCAUUAUCAGAACAGAACCAUAAUAUGUGUGUUUACUCCAAAGUAAGUCCCCCUUAGUUCAAUGGCGCUUACUCCCAGUUAUUUAUUUUUAAAUGCUGAUAACAUUUUGAUGUAUCAAAGCUACAUUUACAUAAAUUACUGUUCCUUGUCAGACUUCUAUUUAGUUUUCUGUCAAACUGCAUUUCAUGCAGGACUUUAUAAUAGAAAACAGCUAUGUUAUCAAAACAUAGGGAUAGGAAGUUGCCUUACACUGACUCAGACUAUUGGUCCAUCUAGCUCAGCACUGGCUGCACAGAUUUGGAGUGACUCUUUAGCAUCUGAGGCAGAGGUCUUUCUCAGCCCUAUGUGGAGAUACGAGGGAGGACACUGAAUAUGAGAUUUUCUGCAAGAAGAACAUGUGCUCUCUAAUAUCCCUACAUGUUGCUCUAUUAUCAGACAUAAGAACUUAAGAACAGCCCUGCUGGAUCAGGCCCAAGGCCCAUCUAGUCCAGCAUCCUGUUUCACACAGUGGCCCACCAGAUACCUCUGGGGAGCCCACAGGCAAGUGCAUGCCCUCUCUCCUGCUGUUGCUCCCCUGCAACUGGUAUUGAGCCAGUUUGCCAUAGAAGGGUUGGGUUAAAUUCUAGAAAGGAAUUGUAGCUCUUUCUGAACUAAAGUAUAUGAAUUACUGCAGAAGUCCAAGAAGGGUUCUGUUAAUCACCUGAAAACAAGCAGCUUUCCAUAUAAGGAAUAUUUAUUAGUCCUAGAAGGGAAAGUAUAGAUCUAUUCAAAUGGGGACUGGAAUCUUUAUUUUAAGUCAAGUCACUGAACAUAGUUGAUAUUAAAUUCUAUUAUGAAAUUUAUAGUUUAUCCUAUUUGUUUUAUCCAGUUUUGUGGCAGUGAUGGGCAGGUAGGAACUUUUGACAACUAACAACUACCUAUGUGCCCCACUAAUUAUACUUAUUCAAUCAGAACUAGUAGAGUGCCCAGCAUCAAGAAGGAACAUCUGUUUCCGUAUUGCUUCUCCUACAGACAUUUUGCCAGGCUCUUCAGUGGUUUUGCAUCUGUUUUGCAUGCUGAAGCUCCCAGGUCCAAUCUCUGGCAUCUCCAGGUCGGGCUGGGAAAGACUUGGGCCUGAAACUUUGGAGAGCCACUGCCAGUCAGUGCAGACUGUACUCUUCUAGAUGGGCCAAUGCUCUGACUUGAUAUAAGGCAACUUCCUAUAUUUCUAUGUUCGUCAACAAUUCAGGAGUGGAUACAAAAUGAACCCCCAAAGCAAAAGUCGAUCUUCUUACAAAGUGCUCAGUUGUAGCAACCAGAGGAUUUUCUUCUCUCAUACCAUGUUUUGGAUUGGGACCUACCACACCAUGGGAUGCCCUUGUCAGUAGCUAUAGUGCUUAUAAGUCUGGGAGUUGGGUGGACAGCUGAACUGCUUCAGCCAGGGGCAUAGCAAGGUUGGAGUGGGCCCAGAGACAAGAUUUUAAAAUGCCCCCCCCUCACUGAAGCUCAGUUCAUGAAAUAAAGAAAUCUUAAAUGAGGCUGAAGAGUGGUAACAAAAAGCAUUGUGUGUUUGUGUGUGUAUAUAUAUGUGUAUAUAUAUGUGUAUAUAUAUGUGUGUGUGUGUGUAUAUAUAUGUGUAUAUAUAUGUGUAUAUAUAUAUGUGUGUGUGUGUGUGUAUA